Messenger RNA from Ceraceosorus bombacis, 2895 nucleotides. The record is from the annotation of a GenBank genome assembly. Lineage: Eukaryota; Fungi; Basidiomycota; Exobasidiomycetes; Ceraceosorales; Ceraceosoraceae.
AUGCUUCGCCGUCCACUGCAAACCCUGCCGCGCUCCAGCGGAGUGCGCUUCUCCAGCUCCUCCGCUGGCGCUUCUGGCUCAUCCAACGGAGUUGCAGGGAACAACUCGAGGCGAGCGCUCUACAUCGCCGGGGGAGCAGCCGUCCUGGCUACCGGCUUCACCCUUUCGGGCUUCGGCAGCAGCAUUUAUGCUGACCAAAAGGGAGUUCAAGGAGAUGUCAGACCCCACCCGCUCUGGGUUCCGCCAACCAGAGCCCAGAUGAUCGCAGCUCUCAAAGCAUCUUCAGCUGCUAGUCUUCGACCUCAGACUGACCGCAUCGCCUCUGACAAUAGCUCGCUCGGAGUCAAAGCUGCGGAGGCCAAGAGCUCUGCCCCCAGUCCUGCCAGCAGCGAAGACAGCAAAGGCUUGGCACCUGGCAGAGUCGGUGACGAGGAUGGAGAUGGCUUCGACCUUCUCAUCGUCGGCGGUGGUGCCACUGGAGCUGGUGUCGCCGUCGAUGCCGCCACACGUGGUCUCAGUGUUGCUCUGGUGGAGCGUGAUGACUUUGGCGCAGGUGAGUGAGCUGCGCCUCAUUCACUUGGAUACAGCGAGUACCGAAAGCUGACCCGCCUCUCAUCCAAUGCGCGCUCGCCCUCAGGCACGUCUUCCAAGAGCACCAAGCUGAUUCACGGAGGUGUGCGCUACUUGCAAAAGGCUGUCUUUGAGCUCGACUACGAUCAGUACAAGAUGGUCAAGGAAGCGCUGCACGAGCGCAAGACUUUCCUGCACAUUGCUCCUUACCUCUCCGAGCACCUGCCCAUCAUGCUGCCAGUAUACCGGUGAGUAGCGACGCUGCUUGUUGAGCGCUUGCCAUUGCUACUCAGGCCUGCGACGCACUCUGCUCACAUCUUGUCUCGCUGUUCCCCGCAGCUGGUGGCAAAUUCCUUACUACUGGGCAGGCACAAAGAUGUACGACGUUCUUGCUGGAUCAGAGAACAUGGAGUCUUCCUACGUCCUUGGCAAGGGCAAAGCGUUGGAAGCUUUCCCAAUGCUCAAGGCCACCGGUCUUGCAGGCGCAGUUGUCUAUUACGAUGGGCAGCACAAUGACACCCGCAUGAACGUGGCUCUGGCUCUCACUGCCAUUCAUCAUGGCGCCGUCGUAGCGAACCAUACUGAAGUGGUAGCGCUGCACAAGAAGCAAGUGCAAGGCAAGCCUGACCAAGUGUGCGGCGCUCGCAUGCGUGAUCUUCUCACCGGAGAUGAGUGGGAUGUCAAGUGCAAGGUGAGUAGCUGAGUCGAGCGACUAGAUUGGUCUGCGGCAAUUAAUGCUCUCCUGUGCGUUCGCAACACCUAGGGUGUGAUCAACGCCACCGGUCCAUUCAGCGAUGCUCUUCGCAAGAUGGACGAGCCCACCACGCAAGAGAUUGUAGCGCCCUCAUCCGGCGUUCAUAUCACCCUACCUGGCUACUUCUCUCCGCGUGACAUGGGUCUCAUCGACCCUCAGACUAGCGAUGGUCGAGUCAUCUUCUUCCUGCCCUGGCAAGGCAAUACGAUCGCUGGAACUACGGACACGGCGGCUCCUGUUGAAGCACACCCUCAGCCCAAGGAAGAGGAGAUUCAAUGGAUCCUGGACGAGGUGCGGAACUACCUCAGCCCUGACAUCAAGGUUCGCCGCGGAGACGUUCUGAGUGCCUGGAGCGGUCUUCGUCCAUUGGUCAAAGAUCCUGCGGCGAAGGACACUCAAAGUCUUGUGCGAAACCACAUGAUCAACGUCAGCGCGAGCGGCUUGCUGACCAUUGCUGGAGGGAAGUGGACCACUUACAGAGAAAUGGCCGAGCAGACGGUGGACAAGGCCAUUGAGACUUUCACGCUGCAACCUGUGCGCGGCUGCGUGACCAAGGAGACGAGGCUUUUGGGAUCUCACGGCUGGAGCAAGACUAUGUACGUCAAGCUCCUGCAGCGAUUCGGCCUCGAGACGGAUGUUGCGAAGCACCUCUCCGCAACAUACGGAGACAGAGCGUGGAGCGUUUGCAGCAUUGCCGAGCCCACAGGCAGACGCUGGCCCGUGCAUGGCAAGCGCUUGGACAGCCUCUAUCCCUACAUCGAGGCAGAGGUGCGCUACGCCUGCCGAUCCGAGUACGCCGCAAAGGCCGCCGACUUUAUCGCUCGUCGCUCGAGAUUGUCGUUCCUGAAUGCGGAAGCGACAGCACAAGCCUUGCCUCGCAUCAUCGACUUGAUGGCUGAGGAGCUCAACUGGGACAACAAGCGCAAAGAGGCGGAAUAUGCCGAAUCUCUAGACUUUUUGGGCUCCAUGGGCAUUCAGCCUGCUAGGGUCGAGCAGCUGAAGGCUAUCAGCUUGAACGACAUGCGCAAGAUCUGGGAGGGAAAGACGGCGGCCAGCAUCAGCAACCUUAGCGUCGCGGCGCUGGACCCUCGGGAUGCUGAGGCGACGUCGGUCUCUCGCGCGAGUUUCUCAAGCGAGGAGCUGACCGAAUUGAGGAAACGUUUCUCUCAGCUUGGUGAGUCGCAGUGUGUUGCAGCAGACUACAUCCCUGCCGCGGCUAAUCGGUUUUCCCUUGGCCUUUCGCAGAUGUCAACGCGGAUGGCCAAGUCGACGGUCGUGACCUGAAGGAGGUGCUCUCUCGUCUCGGCUACAAGAACGUUUCGGCGGAAACGAUUACCGGUAUUCUUGGCGAAGUCGACUUUGCAAAGACUGGAACGCUGCACUUCGAGGACUUUAUGGAUGUGUGCGCCGCCCUCAAGGACGCUAGAAUGGAGACUGCAUUCGGCAACAUUGUCAGAGAGGUGGAGAAUGGUGUCUCUUUCGAUCCCAUUGGGCCAUCGGCCAAGGAGAACUCGGCAAGCAGAGACGCCAGGCGUAAGAUCCCUGUCGAGAAGAGCGGCGGUGGCUGGUAA